UCCUGAUCCUGGCGCUUCUCCCGCGGCUGAGUUUCGACCCGGGCGCUCUUGCGGGUCUUGGCCCGUGCCACCACUUUCUCAGAAGAGCGCCCGAGAGGCGUGAAGGUGGCUCUAGGGUAGCGGUUCGGAGCUCCGGGGAGGUGGGGUGGGGCGGGAGGGAGGAUGAGCGCCCCGGGCACCGAGAGCGCCGGGAAGAGCCUGCAGUGCCGAGUGGACCACCUGCUGAGCGCGGUGGAGAGCGAGCUGCAGGCCGGCAGCGAGAAAGGCGACCCCACCGAGCGCGAGCUGCGCGUGGGCCUGGAGGAGAGCGAGCUGUGGCUGCGCUUCAAAGAGCUCACCAAUGAGAUGAUUGUGACCAAGAACGGCAGGAGGAUGUUCCCGGURCUGAAGGUGAACGUGUCCGGCCUGGACCCCAACGCCAUGUAUUCUUUCCUGCUGGACUUCGUGGCCGCCGAUAACCACCGCUGGAAGUACGUGAACGGCGAGUGGGUGCCCGGCGGCAAGCCGGAGCCGCAGGCGCCCAGCUGCGUCUACAUCCACCCMGACUCRCCCAACUUCGGCGCCCACUGGAUGAAGGCGCCGGUCUCCUUCAGCAAAGUCAAGCUCACCAACAAACUCAACGGAGGGGGCCAGAUCAUGUUGAACUCCCUACAUAAGUACGAGCCUCGCAUUCACAUAGUGAGAGUCGGGGGUCCCCAGCGCAUGAUCACCAGCCACUGCUUCCCGGAGACCCAGUUCAUAGCAGUGACAGCCUAUCAGAACGAGGAGAUCACAGCUCUUAAAAUUAAAUACAAUCCAUUUGCCAAAGCUUUCCUGGAUGCUAAGGAAAGAAGUGAUCACAAAGACAUGAUAGAAGAUGUGGGGGAUGGCCAGCAGCCKGGGUUCUCCCAAUGGGGGUGGCUUCUUCCUGGAACCAGCACCCUCUGUCCACCGGCCAGCCCCCACCCUCAGUUUGGAGGCCCCCUCUCUCUCCCUUCUACCCACGGCUGCGAAAGGUACCCGGCCCUGAGGAACCACCGCUCAGCCCCCUACCCCAGCCCGUACGCUCAUCGGAACAAUUCUCCAACCUACUCCGACAACUCGUCUGCCUGCCUGUCCAUGCUGCCGUCCCAUGAGAACUGGUCCAGCCUCGGGGUGCCUGCCCACGGCAGCAUGCUCCCAGGGAGCCACAGUGCCAGCCCUCCCGCCGGCUCCAGCCAGUACCCCAGCCUGUGGUCUGUGAGCAACGGCACCAUCACCCCAGGCUCCCAGACGGCCGGGGUGUCCAACGGCCUGGGSGCCCAGUUCUUUCGCGGCUCCCCCGCACACUAUGCACCCCUCACCCAUGCAGUGUCCGCCGCCUCGUCCUCGGGCUCCCCACUGUAUGAAGGGGCUGCCACGGUCACAGACGUUCCUGAGAGCCAGUAUGACGCCUCGGCCCAAGGCCGCCUCCUCACCUCCUGGACACCCGUAUCCCCGCCUUCCAUGUGA
Molecule: messenger RNA, 1470 nt
Organism: Urocitellus parryii (Arctic ground squirrel)
Lineage: Eukaryota; Metazoa; Chordata; Mammalia; Rodentia; Sciuridae
Gene: Tbxt
Product: T-box transcription factor T
Biological process (GO): heart morphogenesis; positive regulation of DNA-templated transcription; mesoderm formation
Cellular component (GO): nucleus; chromatin
Molecular function (GO): RNA polymerase II cis-regulatory region sequence-specific DNA binding; DNA-binding transcription factor activity, RNA polymerase II-specific
Source: RefSeq, a predicted model, not a curated record